GCUUCGUUGAAUCAAAUCUUUCACAGUGUUCAAGCGCGACGGUCGUGGGUACGUGCUCUCGCCGCUGUGUUUUUUUCUCCCCGUGCAGAAGGGAAAGUGGAAUACUCUGUGGCCUACGGGCGCCAUAUUGAAAUUGCAGUGGAAAGCUGAAUUUGGUAGACUGUCGCGUUUAAUGAGUGUUUCAGUAUCCGCUCUCGGCAUUCUAGCAUAAUUAGAGUACAUUGUAGGAGGCGAUGCUAAUUGUGUGCUUCGGUUUGGUGAGCGAUAAACGUCAAACAUUUUGUUGAGGAUUUUUCUAAUAGUGAGUGGUGGUGAUUGAAGAAAGGUAAAAAGUCCUCUUGUGACAGGUGAAGUGAAUUAUCGCGGUUAUAAGUUUGAUAGACAUUCGAAAUCAUGUCAGACGAGUUUUACGAUGAGGACGGUUACCGUUUGCACUUCGAAGAUGACACAUCGGAGCAGGAGAAGCAAUUCUUCAUGCGCGCCUUCCCAAACGUGAACAAAAUCUCGGAACGGAAAGUGCACUGCACAUCAUGCUACAUGCACAUCGGGACGGCUCCGAUCUCGGAGGCCGUUAUACGGAUGCAUCCGGUGCUUCGGGUGACGCACUGCCGUAACUGCCAUACCUUCUACAACAGUGGUGAGUUCGACAAGGGCGAAGAUGGCAGCGAGCUGUACUGUCGGUGGUGUGGCCAGGGAGGCGAGGUGUACUGUUGCUCGAAGUGUCCGUAUGUGUUCUGCAAGAAGUGCAUCGUGCAGAACUUGUCCCGUGCCUGCGUGCAGGACAUUUCCCGCAAUGACAACUGGCAGUGUUUUAGCUGUGCACCGAAGAUCAUGUGGCACUUGCGUGCGCAGCAUUGGGCGUUGGCCAACUACAUCGAGAAGCAGAAGAAGGAUAUGAAAGACAAGAACCUCUCGGUACAGACAAUCAACAGUCUGAUGAAGCAAGACAACACAACAUGUUGCAAUAACAAGGGUCUAAACAAAAAAAGUGCCACACCCGUGUCUGGGAAGAAGUCCGCUAAGCGUACAUCCGAAGCGCUCGAUGUAUUGUCGCCACUAUUGACGCCCAAAACGGAAAAGCGCAUUGCUCCACGGAACAUCGUUCAACAGACGGCACCACAAACACAGCAGCAACAGCAGCCGUCGAUUCAACCCCCGGCGAAAAAGACGAAAACGGACAACAACGAAGUGGUUUGUACUCCGGACAUCAUGAGCAUGUUUAUGAAUCCAGAGGAGCCACCUCCAUUGGUGGCUGCAAGAACAGUAGUACCACCAAAAGCUGUCGCUCCCGCCACAUCAGCACCGACGCCUGUGCUUACGUCGAUUCCAAAUCGUCAAGUCGUUGUACGUCCAGCUAUUCCGAACGCCCCAAACACUGUUCCAUUGCGAAUGCCUAUGUCAAACGCAACAGGUGCUUCUGUACCACCUCCUGUAUAUCAUACUAUUAAUGGAUAUAGGAUAGACUUGCAUACGGCAGCCCAGCAAGGAACAUACAGACUGCCAAACGGAAAGCUGAUUCAGGUCAGGAAACAAGCUCCGAGUGCUCCUGCGGCACCACCACCACAGCCACCAGUUGUCAUACCACCGACGAUUGCCAACAGGGCCAAUAUAACCAUAGCGCCGAAACCGCCCGUAAAUUAUUAUAACCCCGCAGCGAUGAUGCAGAAUCCUGCAGCUCGCAUGGCGCAUGCGAAUGGUUUACAUCUCAAUAUGGCUAUCCAGCAGCAACAGCAAAUGCAGGAACAACGUCUUCAACAACAACGUCAACAGCAGCAGCAGCAGCAGCAGCAACAUCAACAGCAGCAGCAACAACAGCAGCAACAACAUCAUCAUCAACAGCAAAUGGCUUUGCAGCAACGACAGCAACAACUCUUGCUUCAAGCUGGCCAGCCUCAGCCGACAAUUGUUGCUGGUCAACCCAAUCCGGUUCUGCAGCUACCCACUUUGGCAUUGUUGCAGAACAUGGUUAACGGACCGCACGAGGAUUCUCCGCUUGGACGGUCUCGAAAAAAUUUCGAGGGAAAGCUGCUAUCUGGAGUGGAAAUCUGUCAGCACAUUGUCAACAAAAUCAAUACUCUCACCAAUUCGAAUUCAUUCAAAAACAUUCGAAACGUUCGAGAUUUGAAGGAGCUCUACAUUCAUGUGUCCUAUCUGCUAACGUAUGCCAUCGGACGAUUUAAAACUUUGCAGGAAAAAUGUGUAGAUGAUGUUAAGAAUAUGGGUUUCACCAAGGAGUCUGACUUUGUUAUGAUGGGUGAACAGAUCAGCAAUCGUAACCCGGAUGAGGAUAAGAGUGAUGAUGAGGAUGACUGUGAAAUCAUCGAGCAGAAUACCACGCUGAUUGAGAUCGAUUCCGAGGAUGAGGACGACAGUGGUAGCAAGAAGAAGAAAGAAAGCACGAAGGGCAAUAAUAGUAGCAAUGCCCCAUCGACCGUGACAGAGACGGAAGCUGCCGUGGCCACUAUUUUGGAAGAAGAUGAUAAUGCUGAAACCUGCGAUGUACACGUCGCUGUCGAGAACAUUCUCGAUGUUGACAUUGACGAAAGCGAUGGAGGAGCAAGGGUGGAGAAGGAACCGGAGCCUGUGUCCGCUGAUAGCACUACGGGAGAAAAAAAUGCGGAGAAGGCCGAUUCUGGAGAUAAUUCGAAGGAGGCGACUCCUGCUGAAAACGGCGCCGCCGAUGAUAAAACAGAUAAAUCUGACGAUGAUUUGGUUGAAAUCAUAGAACCACUCGAAGGGGAGGAACAAGAUAAGCAGAUGGAUGAAAAUGCGGAUACCGAAGAGAAAUCGGUGGAGCAGGAAAAGCCCGAAGAAGGCGACAAAAUGUCGGUUCAUGAAGGCAAUGGGGAAGAAACCGAAGCAAAGAAAAUAGAAGAAGUGGAAAAUGUGAAUGGAAUGGAGGAAACAGACACUCCGUCCAAGGAUGGUGAGCAACCGGACGAAGUUGAGGUCAUUGACGAUGGAUCCCCAGAGAGUGUGAUGGUUGUGAUCAGUAGCGUAGAGUCGUUGCAUCCCGGUGAGAAAGAAAAGACACAAAAAUUAUCCGGCGAUGAAAAAACAGAACUAGAAGAAAUCCAAGAGGAACCAAUCGCAGAAAAUGAAAAAGCAGUUGCGGAGGAUGGAAACAUUGAAAAAAGUGAAGCAAACAGUAGUGAAUUAGUUUCUGCCGAAGAAACCGAAACCGUCGCACUCGAAGAGAAGGAAACUACAGAAGAGGCCGAAGCAGAAGCUGUCGAGGCGGAGGAGGAAAUUUUGGGUGACAUGGAGGCUGCUGAACCGAGUCCCAAGAAUGAUGCCGAAUCUACAGAGGAGAUCGAUACUACGCCGACAGGAGUGGAAGAUCGAUCUGUCGAUCCGCUCGACUUGGAAAAUGGAGUAGCUGAAGAAUCGAAUAGUGAAGAAGAUUCCUGCAUUCCGUCAGACGCCGAGCAGCAAAAUGUUGGUGGAGAAUGUUCAACAGAGACUGUUCCCCUAAUAACCAGUGUUAUGUCAGGUGUUAAUAUUCCGAAAGAUACUGAAAAUGAGGAAGAUACAGAAAAACGAGAAGAAAUAAUGACCAAGAUCGAUAACUCGUUCAAAAUGCUGGAAGAAAUGUUUGAUGGCACAGUAGAAGAGAAUUCGUCAUCAGCAGCAGUUGAAAAUGAUACAAUUACACCAUCUGAUGUGGACGAAGAGAUGAAAGAAGCUACACAGGAAAAUGAACCAUUACCGGAGCCAAUGGAUGUCGAUGCAACAAAUGGUUUAGACGAAAUCAUUUUGGAAAAAUCUCAACCAGCUUCGGAACCGGACGUUACGGAACCCAGUUCGGAAACGGCUCAAACAGAAAAGAAUUUAACAGAGGCAACCAUCUCCGAAGAGAACAAUCAUGAUGGUAAGGAACAGAAGCUCACAGCAUCAGCUGAUGAUGGUGAUUGUACGGAUAAAAAUGGCGUUAAUGGCGACUGCUAGAGUGAUAAGUUGUACAAAUAGUGUUAAAAGAGCCAAUAAGUUAUAUGACACAUGUUUAUAAUUUUUUGUACGAAUUAUAAGACAACCUCGCUUCUCUGAGGUGCGUGGUUAAGUAGUGUAGCACUACUUUUAAAAACAUAGGAAUUAUACAUACAAUUACAAUUACUAUAUAGAAAGCAUUAUGGAAAACAAUUGGAUUCAAUGCUGCUUAUUAAAAUAGGAUGUCAAACAAAUAAUCAUCUGGUAUUGAUUACCUACAAUUUCACAUAUGACUCACCCCGUAGAUGUUGUCCUCUGAGAAUUCCGAGCAAUUUGCUUUUCCAAUAUUUCAUAAAAUUUACACAUAACUGUGUAAGCAUUAUGCUUGCACUUCGUGUUCGUGUUAAAUAAACGUAAGAAGUACAUGGAAUAAAUAAUCUAUUAUGACUUGAAUAACACUG
Toxorhynchites rutilus septentrionalis is the source of this 4388-nucleotide messenger RNA. RefSeq names its product myb-like protein O. The coding region runs from base 394 to 3948 and encodes 1184 amino acids. The transcript has 5 exons. Lineage: Eukaryota; Metazoa; Arthropoda; Insecta; Diptera; Culicidae. The record is from RefSeq and is a predicted model, not a curated record.